Molecule: messenger RNA, 663 nt
Organism: Mytilinidion resinicola
Lineage: Eukaryota; Fungi; Ascomycota; Dothideomycetes; Mytilinidiales; Mytilinidiaceae
Exons: 5
Coding region: 1-663 (220 amino acids)
Source: RefSeq, a predicted model, not a curated record
AUGGUAGACGCGUGGAAUCAGCUCCUUGAUGCGUGGAAUCUUCCAGGUCGUCCCGAUGAAAUGAAAAACGUUACAUUCGCCGAAUUUGCUUGGGAUAUGUUCCAGCAAGAUACAAAUGGCCUAGGUUGCGACACUUCUGAUAACUCUAUAUGCAGAAACGUAGUCAAGUGCUUGAACGAAACUACACCUUUACCGCAAGCUGGAUAUUUAAUACUCAACUCUUUAGUAUUUCUUAACACGUUGUUUUACGAAAUUAGCUCCUCAAUGGAUUCUGCGCAACAAGCCAUGUCGGGCGAAACACUAGUAUUGGCAGAGAAGUUCGCACCGUCUGCAGACACCAAGUCCACUGAGACAGCCAGCAUCGUGUUUGGUUUUAUGGAAACUGCUUUGGGCCUAGUCUCAGCAGGCUCACUCAGUAGUGCUUUCAAUGCGUUACGAUUUCUCGGAACAACAACCGAGAAGACGAUAGAAACACUGAAAUCGACGGCCGAGGCCGGUAUUGGGUUCGCUGCUGCUGCACUUGAAGCUCUCCCACCCCCAACCACCUCCGAGGAGAUGGGCACCAUGCUACAAACCGCCCUAGGAGAGUUCUACACGACGGCGAAGGAUUCUUUGAAAAUGACCCUAAAGAUCGUCAUGGGUGCAACUGGCGACGAUACCUAG